CGAUGCCGAACUGUGCGUUUCUACUUUCGCUGGUGUUAUUAAUCCAAUCGAAUCACGGGCUUAAAUCCGACGAACAGCUGAAAAAAUCUAUCUUAAAGUUUGGUUACCCAGUGGAGCUGCAUCAAGUUAUUACUGACGAUGGGUACGUGCUUACCAUGUCUAGAAUUCCUGCACCUGGGAAGACCCCACUAUUAAUCGCUCACGGUCUAUUCGGAUGUUCGGUUGAUGCAACCGUUCAAGGACCAAACAAAUCCCUAGCUCUGAUGGCCGCCGAUGGCGGUUUCGAUGUCUGGAUGACCAACAAUCGAGGAACUACCUAUUCCAAGAAGCAUCAAUCGUUAAACGUCCAAUCCAAAGAAUUUUGGCGGUUCAGUUUUCACGAGCUCGGACUGUACGAUCUACCCGCAAUGGUUGACCACGUUCUGGAACAAACCCGUCGAAAGCAAUUGAACUUCAUCGGACACUCUCAGGGGUCUACCCAAUUUUUAGUUCUUAACAGCUUACUUCCACAAUACAACGCAAAGUUCUCUAGCGCUCAUCUAUCUUCACCCGUUGCUUUUAUCCAUCGUGCCACAACUCCGGCAGUAUUCCUGGCACCUCGACUAGCUGAACUGGAAGCGGCCAUUAGAACACUCCGUCUGUACGAACUUGCCGGUCGUGGCAAUGGUUCCUACAUGGACGCCAUCGCAUUUGGCGUAAAAAUUGGUCUCCUACCCGUUGGUUUAGUACUGAUCAACACAUGGUACUUCAUUGGCUACCACGAUUCCGUAAAUCACUCCUUGGUACCGGAGUUGAUGCAGUACAGUCCGGCAGGAGGGUCCGCCUUCUCCUUCCUGCAUUACAUUCAGCUGUACAACGCCAAAACCUUCCAGCAGUACGAUUAUAAGUCGAAGGAAAAUCUUCGUCGCUACGGUAGUAAAAUCCCGCCGCCUUAUCCGCUGCACAAGAUUACCGCUCCAGUUUCGCUCUACUACAGUGAGUACGAUAGCUUUAAUCAGCCGGCCGAUGUGGAAGAAUUGGCCAGUCGGCUGCCGAACUUGAAGCUCAAGUACAGGAUUCCAGUGCGCGGGUGGAAUCACUUAGAUUUUUUGUACGCGUCAGAGGCGCAUCACGUUUAUAAAGAUAUUCUGUCUAGGUUGAGCAGAGAUUUUCUCUGAUGGCACAAAAGAUGAAAUAAGUCGUGUAAUGGUGACAAUAAAUAAU
Messenger RNA from Wyeomyia smithii (pitcher-plant mosquito), 1203 nucleotides. Its product is annotated as lipase 3-like. Gene Ontology annotation, molecular function: hydrolase activity, acting on ester bonds. Lineage: Eukaryota; Metazoa; Arthropoda; Insecta; Diptera; Culicidae. Bases 3 to 1157 code for a protein of 384 amino acids. The transcript has 2 exons. The record is from RefSeq and is a predicted model, not a curated record.